GACGAAAAGCAUAUUCAUUUCAUUCUUCUCCGAUUCCGAUUUCAGAUUUCAGGUUCUAAAUUUGAUCUAUUUCUCUCUCUUAUCUCUUUCAAUUUCCCGUACCAGAAUCCUAGAUCCUUCGCUACCAAUCGAUCGACAAAUCUGCUUUUCUGAGGACUCUGAAUUGAAUCUUUCAUGGAGGGUACAGGAGGUGACAGUUCUUCUUCUACAGCUUCUCUGAAUCAAUGGAGACAUGAUUCGUCAAGGAUUUUUCAGUUUUACUUGGAUAAAACUACUCCUCAUUUGGUUUACAGAUGGAUUGGAACAUUUGUAUUGGCUAUUCUCUAUGCUUUGAGAGUUUAUUAUGUUCAGGGGUUUUAUAUUGUUUCUUAUGGUCUUGGGAUCUAUAUGUUGAAUCUGUUAAUUGGGUUUCUGUCACCACUUGUUGAUCCUGAGAUGGAACCUUCUGAUGGUCCUUUAUUGCCUACUAAAGGUUCUGAUGAGUUCAAGCCUUUUAUUCGCCGUCUUCCUGAAUUUAAGUUCUGGUAUGCAACUACAAAGGCAUUCUGCAUAGCCUUUUGCAUGACCUUCUUUUCCAUGUUUGACGUUCCUGUGUUUUGGCCCAUAUUACUUUGCUAUUGGUUUGUUCUUUUCUUCCUUACAAUGAAACGCCAAAUUAUGCACAUGAUCAAGCACAAAUACAUCCCCUUCAGUAUGGGAAAGCAGAAGUAUAGUGGCAAGAAGCAAUCAUCAGCAAGCGGCGGCAGCAAUUCUAGGGCCGAUUGAAACUUGUAAGGAGAAAAAAUCGUCAAGAAAUAUUUGUUUGGAUUUGGAAGAUCAUGGAGAUAGAAAAACAUGUUUUAGUCGAAUCAUCUCUAGUUCUUAAAUUUGAUCACUACUAUUUUAUUUUGAUCCUAUUUGGAAUCGAUGAUUUUAGUAAACUUGUAGAUUGUGCCUGGUCUGGCUGUUAUUCUUUUUCUUUUUGAAACAGAUUUAUACAUUGAUGAUGGAUAGAAAUUAGUUUUGGUUAUUGUAUGCUUAUUUAUGAAGAUUAUAUUUUUUAGGAGUGUUCAUU
Impatiens glandulifera is the source of this 1054-nucleotide messenger RNA. Its product is annotated as protein RER1B-like. The transcript is spliced from 4 exons. Lineage: Eukaryota; Viridiplantae; Streptophyta; Magnoliopsida; Ericales; Balsaminaceae. The record is from RefSeq and is a predicted model, not a curated record. Gene Ontology annotation, cellular component: Golgi membrane. The coding region runs from base 175 to 765 and encodes 196 amino acids. Gene Ontology annotation, biological process: protein retention in ER lumen; retrograde vesicle-mediated transport, Golgi to endoplasmic reticulum.